Messenger RNA from Dufourea novaeangliae, 378 nucleotides. RefSeq names its product guanine nucleotide-binding protein subunit gamma-1 (gene Ggamma1). Gene Ontology annotation, biological process: G protein-coupled receptor signaling pathway. Gene Ontology annotation, molecular function: G-protein beta-subunit binding. The coding region runs from base 123 to 335 and encodes 70 amino acids. The transcript is spliced from 2 exons. NCBI's taxonomy places the organism in Eukaryota, Metazoa, Arthropoda, Insecta, Hymenoptera, Halictidae. Gene Ontology annotation, cellular component: heterotrimeric G-protein complex. The record is from RefSeq and is a predicted model, not a curated record.
UUUGCUGUUGCUCAUAUUGCAAAGAUUCUGGUAAACAUUGAGAAUUUUCUGGGAAAACGGCAAUUACGUUUUUAUAAAUUAUAAAAUUGGUUCUGUAGAAAAUCUUGUUACCCACAACUGUUAUGGAUAUGGUGAUUACGAGCCUACAACAACAACGUCACAUCACAGAGCAGCUUCGUCGCGAAGCUGCUUUGAAGCGGAUUACAGUUAGUAAAGCUGUGGAGGAUAUCAUGAAAUAUAUUACCGAGCACGAGCAAGAGGAUUGCCUACUGGUUGGUUUCUCGUCGCAAAAGUCUAAUCCCUUUCGUGAAAAAAGUUCAUGUAUCAUUCUUUAAGCUCACUUGCUCGAAGUAAACGGAAUAUGAAUUCAAUUUCCUU